AGAGAGAGAUAGGAAACUAAUAAUCCGGAUCAUCUCCAGUUUCCUCCUCCUUGAGGAUCCCCUAUCAACAGUCCGAGAAAUUGGACAGAGGGGAUCCACUGCUGCUGCUGCUGCAUAUUCUGCAUAAUAAUACAUCUAUUGAUAUUAAUCUAUAACGAAAGAUGAGUUCCGUGCAUAGGGGUGGUGCAGGGAAUAGCCAAAACGCGGACAUGGUAGCAGUGGCCAUUGACAAGGACAAAGGAAGCCAACAUGCAUUGAAAUGGGCUGUCGACAAUCUUCUUGGAAAAGGCAAAGCUGUCACCCUCCUCCAUGUCAAACAACCAAAAUCAGCCUCCGGCUCAGGGACAAACCUCGACGCUGCAAAGAGCCCGGCUGACAAGGAGUUUUUUCUUCCAUUCCGCUGCUUUUGCACACGUAAAGAUAUUAAAGUUAGUGAAGUCCUUGUUGAGGAUACUGACGUAGCCAGAGGCAUUUGUGAGUUUCUUAGCGCUAACUUAAUUCAGAAUCUGGUACUUGGUUCCCCGACUAGGGGCAUCGUCAGUACUAAAUUCAAGGCCUCAGAUAUUGCUAGCAGUGUUUCCAAAGCGGCUCCAGAGUUCUGCAAUGUUUACAUCAUCGCGAAAGGCAAAAUUUCAUCUCUGCGUUCUGCCACCUCUUCCCCAGGUCCAAACUCCCGUCUGCACAUGCAACACUCCCAAAGCAGCCAUAAUAGUCCAUCUUUCAAUCAUUUGGAUGCACGAUUCACACCAUCCACCAGAGUAUCUGAUCAGAGGAUUCCAUUCGCUCCUCGCCAUAACUCUGAAGAUUUAGACAUCAAGUCUCCUUUCACCAGAGGAAACAUUUCAAAUAAAUCAUAUGGAGAUCUCCCGGAUUGUGAUAUAUCAUUUGUAAGCUCAGGAAGGCCAAGCACUGAUCGCAUGUCUGAUGACUUUGGCUCUCGUCUUUCAUGUGGCUCAGAUACAGAAAACAGAUUGAGCUUCGGCUCUGCAUUUAACUCAAAUGAAGGACUAAAUUCUACCAGCCUCUCACUCGACUCUUCACCUUCACAUAAAGUGGAUGAUGUGGAAGCUGAGAUGAGAAGGCUCAAGUUAGAGCUCAAGCAAACAAUGGAUAUGUACAGCAGUGCCUGCAAAGAAGCACUUUCAGCGAAACAGAAGGCAAUGGAACUUCAUCGCUGGAAAAUGGAGGAAGAGGCCCGACUGGAAGAGGCAAGACAAGCUGAGGAGGCAGCAUUGGCUAUUGCAGAGCAAGAGAAAGCAAAGUGCAGGGCAGCUAUGGAAGCUGCUGAAGCAGCUCAAAGGUUGGCAAAAAUGGAAGCGCAGAAAAGAAUCAGCGCAGAAAUGAAGGCACUCAAAGAAGCUGAGGAGAAAAAGAAGUAUAUGUCUACGCUUGCACAUAAUGAUACUAGGUACCGCAAAUACUCAAUAGACGAAAUUGAAGCAGCGACUGAAUUCUUCAAUCAGUCCCGCAAAAUAGGGGAAGGAGGUUAUGGUCCGGUGUACAAGUGUUACCUAGACCACACACCAGUUGCAGUAAAAGUUCUUCGUCCAGAUGCAGCUCAAGGAAGGUCGCAAUUCCAGCAAGAGGUGGAAGUUCUUAGCUGCAUACGACAUCCCAACAUGGUCCUACUCCUUGGAGCCUGUCCAGAGUAUGGUUGCCUAGUGUACGAGUACAUGGCAAAUGGGAGCUUAGAAGACCGUCUUUUCAGACAAGGAAACAGUCCAGUGCUUUCCUGGCAACAAAGAUUCAGGAUAGCCGCAGAGAUUGCAACAGGCCUCCUCUUCCUCCACCAGAGCAAACCUGAACCACUUGUCCACCGAGAUCUCAAACCAGGAAACAUCCUUCUAGACCGCAACUAUGUGAGCAAAAUCAGUGAUGUCGGUCUAGCAAGGCUAGUUCCCCCAUCAGUAGCAGACACCGUAACACAGUACAGAAUGACAUCCACAGCAGGCACAUUCUGCUACAUAGACCCUGAGUACCAGCAAACCGGUAUGCUGGGAAUAAAGUCAGACAUAUACUCAUUAGGCAUAAUGCUGCUUCAGAUCAUCACUGCAAGACCACCAAUGGGCUUGACACAUCACGUAGAGAGGGCGCUUGAGAGGGGAACCAUCUCUGACAUACUUGACCCUGAAGUGACUGACUGGCCACUUGAAGAGGCAGAGGCCUUUGCUAGAAUAUCUCUCAAGUGUGCAGAACUAAGGCGUAAAGACAGGCCUGAUCUCGGGAGAGAUGUGUUGCCUUUGCUAGAGAGAUUGAGACAACUUGCAGAGGAUUCCUUGCCAAAUAUUGACAUGAUAUAUAACAUGGGCAUGGGGGGUGGUCGCAGCAGCGCCAGUAGCAACAGUUCAAUGAGUACGCGCACCCAAGAUCAGAUCGCCUCUCAUGUAUCCAAUGAGUAAUCUAACCACUUAUUUCCUGUAGUUGUUGAUUUUGGUUUCUAUCUGCAGCUUGCAACUAAUGACCACUAAGUACAAUACAAGAGUUAGGCAAUGUGAUCAUUCUUUUUUAUUUGCUUUCCACAAAUAAGCUGUAUCUUUGUGUUCCUGUAUAACAAUUUUCCUGUUGUCAUGGCAAUUUUUAUCAGUUGUGAAAUUGGAAUGGAGUGUCGCUAGUUUAUGAUGAU
Messenger RNA from Daucus carota subsp. sativus, 2623 nucleotides. RefSeq names its product U-box domain-containing protein 52. The transcript is spliced from 9 exons. The record is from RefSeq and is a predicted model, not a curated record. Gene Ontology annotation, molecular function: ATP binding; protein kinase activity. NCBI's taxonomy places the organism in Eukaryota, Viridiplantae, Streptophyta, Magnoliopsida, Apiales, Apiaceae. Gene Ontology annotation, biological process: protein phosphorylation. The coding region runs from base 162 to 2399 and encodes 745 amino acids.